Aplysia californica (California sea hare) is the source of this 3023-nucleotide messenger RNA. RefSeq lists its product as uncharacterized. Gene Ontology annotation, cellular component: membrane. The record is from RefSeq and is a predicted model, not a curated record. NCBI's taxonomy places the organism in Eukaryota, Metazoa, Mollusca, Gastropoda, Aplysiida, Aplysiidae.
UUCUUUUCAUAUAAUUUCAGAUUUCUGUAUCCGGUGACAGUGUAGAUCUGCGUAAGGACCACCCAACUCUUCGGUGGCGUUUUAAUUAACGGAAAAAACACCCUACGGCUCAGUCUACAGGACCAGGCAACUUUCCCGAACAUUCUUUCAUUUCACAAGGGACCAAAGGGUUCUAGUUGCUUUGUGAUACGACUUUCAUCCUGCCUUCAGCGAUCAGCUAAUUAGGCUAGCAGACGAAGGAAAACCCGAAUCCGGCUCGAUUUUCAUCGCUCUAAGGCGGGAAAAAGUAUUUUAAGAGUGAAAAGCGAACUGGUUAUUUUUAGCACUUUUACAGGGGAUUAUAAAGAAGGAAAAAUAACUCUUGUUCAAUCAAGUAAGGUUUGAGCAAGGUUCUAAUUGUCUGCCCCUUAGCCGUUCGACGACGAGUACGAGUGCUCUCCCCUCCGCCCCUUUCUACGUUACCCUAGCAACCAGAGGAAGCCGCCGCCAUGACGACCUGUUGCUCCGUGCUGGGUCUCAUCUUCCUGGUCAUCACUAACCUGACCAUCAUCAUCGCCUUUGCCACGCCCUAUUGGGUCGAGUUUGGCUCUGGCAGCAGCAACCAGGGACUGUGGGCCUAUUGCAGGUCAGACCAGUGCACCUGGGUCUUUGAGGAUCACUACAAGAUCCUCUCUCCCAUGAAGGUCAGCGAAGGUUGGCUCUGGGCGUGGCUGCGGUGGUGUUCGGCGUGUGCGCCAACAAGUACUACUCGGUGCUCCUCGAGGCCACCCUCCUGAGCGGCAAGCAGUUCGGUUGGUCCUUCUGGUUGAAUGCAGCCGCUUCUGGACUCGCUCUCCUCACCUCCUUCAUCUACAUCAUCGAAGGUCGCGGCAAGAGCGCUUAAUCAACGGAGGUCGCGUGCGGUGGCAGAAAAAAGAAAAGCCGGCCGUCUAAAUAUAGCGUAGGAUAAUAGUACGAUACGAUGAUGGCUCUGUAUUUGGGUCGGUCAAUCAAGUCUGAUCAUGAUUGUGUUGUUGGAACUUUGAGGGUUUGUCUGCUGAAGAUAAUUAUUAUGAUGUGGGUUUUUUUUAUGUGGCCUACAAUGUUAAAGACCUACCUACCUCCGAGGUCAUUCUGUAAGACACAGCCGUAGCAGAUGAAAGAGGGAGAAGAAGAAUAGUCAGAAGAACAAUAAUGACAAGAACUAGACAAGGAGGGAAAAAAACGAAGGAUGAAAAGAAGAAGGAGAAAAAGAGGAGAAAAAGAAGAAGCAGAGAAACAGGGAAAGUAUCAUGAGGCGAUGAAAGGCGAUAUCUCCCUUAGAGUUCUGAGGUCACUCAUUCACACUAUCAUUAUACUUAAAAAGCUAUUAUUUAUUUCUUGGAUUGUUUUUCCAAGCAACUUGUUUUCCAUUGUUUUAUUACUUGAGUUUUGCAUCCUCCUUUCAAAAUAAGUUGUAAUCUCGAUCUUUUUUUUCUUCAUGUUUUUGUUACUUCACAUAAAGGAGCUGAUGUAUUAGAAGUGACUCGGACAACACUCUCUGACAAAAAUGCCAGUGAAGGUUUGUUUCACUUCUGCGCUAUAAUUCUCUUGUCUUCAACCGAAGCAAAUAAAAAAAAUUUUAAGUUAGAUGGCAAGCAAAAAGCAAAUCAGAAAGUUGUUAUUUUGUUCACUUUUUUUGUUCAUUCAAUACUGUUUUCAUCUUGUUUUUCAUAUAAUAUAUAUUAUUAUGUUUUAUUUUUUUCUUGAUCUCUAAAUUUGUAAACGAACAAAAUGUGUUUUCUGCGGUGUUUUCUGGGUUUUCGUUACCACAAGAGAAGUACAGAAAAGUCCGAUCUGUACUCCGCCCUGUUAGCGAGACAAAAAAAAGUAUGCUUGUAGGAAUACAGAGCAAAAUUGUAUCAUUUUUUUGUACAAUUGAUUUGAAAAAUAUUUUUUCAAAGAAUCAUGGGUACUGUCUGUAAUCAAGCUUUUCUGUUUUCAUGUGAAUUUAUUUCUGAUAUCAAAAGUUUGGUUUUCUUUCUGAUUUCAAAAGUGUGUUAUAAUUAAUAUAAUGGCAAAAUAUAAUUUCAAAAGAGGUAAUCUUCUGUAUUAUUGUCUGUUUUGGUUUGAAUUCAUUACAGCCCUGCAGUUGACAAAGAGCUUUCUUAAACUCUGGUUCUAAGAAGGCUACUCAAAAGCAAAAAAUGUUUCAUCCCGUACUCAGAACAGCAAAGCAAAGCAAGACUCAUUAACUCUGGCAUUCAUCUUGUAUCAGACUUAAUCAAGAUUUCGAUUAUCAGAUUUCUUUUCCUGCAGACUUUCCUCAUUGAUAUAUUUACAGAUGUUUUCAUAUUGGGCUUUUUACUUUCAAAUUUCUAUGAAUAAGUCAAAAUGAAAUUCUUGGAGUUUGGCGUGCGGGUUUGACAUAGAAGUUAAAUUUGUUAUUGUUGUUUCUUUGUUUUGUUUUUUAAAGAAGCGUUUAGAAGGAUUUAUUAAAAUUUGAAUGACUACAAAUCUUUGUUUUACAUUCUCGUUCUUAAUAACAAAACAAAAAAAAACUAACAGGUUAAAAGAUGAAAUCAGUUUUGAAACUGUUAACAAAAACUAUACGGAAGUAAAAAUUGAUGAAAGAAAGAAAAUAGGUCGUUGUAUAAAAAUGCUCUUCCUUUUUGUUUCAAGAAUACUUGAUACUGACAAUGCACUAUCCUAGUUCACAAACUUUUAUUGUUGUUGUUUUGAUUAAUCUUGUUCUUGAAACAGAUAUUUUUGUUUGUGUUCUCCAUCAAAAAAACGAAAAAUAAUACUCAUUUGAGAUUGAACCAGUUCGCAAUAUUCCAGAGCAAAGAUUUUCUUUGGCAAAGAUAAAGAGGAUUUGUAACUCCUGAAACAAGCUUGUUUUUUAGAAAACAUGGCGAUAAUUUAGUACAGUACAGAAAGUAAAGUUCAGAAAGAUGAUAUGUGUGCAGUUAAAUGUGAUGACAUCAAAAAGAAAGGAGAAGAUGAAAUGAUAAUAGAACAAGGAGAAGAGGAGGAUAUCAAAAGAGGAAAAGAAUAGAUCACUG